Messenger RNA from Eufriesea mexicana, 1275 nucleotides. RefSeq lists its product as uncharacterized. The transcript is spliced from 4 exons. Bases 1 to 1275 code for a protein of 424 amino acids. The record is from RefSeq and is a predicted model, not a curated record. Lineage: Eukaryota; Metazoa; Arthropoda; Insecta; Hymenoptera; Apidae.
AUGAAUUUCCACAUCUUCAUACUUUUAACCAUCGGUAUUAACUGCAGGCGAUGUUACAAAGUCAUAGCAGCGACAGAAAACGAAAAAAUAAUUCACAGAUCAUUAGGAUUAACCACUGGGGACAACAAAGACGUUCAAGCGUUAGAGAAAGAAAUAUCUUUGACAGAUUUGUAUUCAAAACAGAAUUCGAUUAGGUUAGAAGAAUUAGAUAGAAACGUUAACAGGGGAGUGGAUCCGUCAAAUAGAAGAUCGAAGAUUUUGAGAAGCUUAGCUUUCCUAGCUGGUUUAAGUGUUGGUGAUUUAGCUGGUGCAGCAUCGUCCGACGUAAAAAGUUAUGCUAAAUUCUCACCAUUGAGCGUGAACGUUGGUGCUUCUCGAGUUUCACCUCAUGUUGCUGCGAUUUACGACCCGUACCCUUACGUGCCGUAUCCUUAUGUAUUUACCACUCCUUUAGGAUUUUAUCCGUUAUGGGAUCCACUACGUUUACAAUCGAUUAGCGGAAUACAAAAUAAUAUUCAACCGUUGGUGCAGAAUUCACCGCUAUUAAACUUGUUGGGGAACAGACCGACUGAUGUGUUAGAUACCAACGACGAGUAUGUGGAAGCGGCACAGAAAAUUGAAAAUGUCAAAUCGUCGAGCAACACCAACAAAGACACUGACAAGAGUGCAGAAUUCCAAAUGGAAGACAAUCGGAACGCGGAAGAGAAGAUUAAAUCAUCUCCUGGCAACACAUGCAAUAUGGAGAAAGGACUCAAAGCUAAACAGGGUAGCUCAGAGAAAAGUGUAUUCAAGGAACAUGAAAGUGCUGAUGCCUCGUUAACGACACUAGGUUUACGGGCUAUAAAUACAACAGAACAAAUAGCCUCUACCAACACGACCCGUGGAAAUACAACUCAGAUUCCUGAUACGUCGGUGACAAUGAGCUCCGCGCAAAAUUCGACAAUGCACAAUAACCGAACAACUCCACAAUUUUACGGCUACUACGGUGGAUAUCCACAGAACAUAAACCACAUAGAGCUAACCACGGAAACGUACGAACAGAAAUAUCAUGGUUACGAACAUAUUAAUUACAACCUACCCACGUACGAGAAACCGGUGAAUUUUUAUUCAGACGAAAGAUACAACUAUUACCCUGCCCCACCUGUUGAUUCUUACCCAAGUCAAUUUCAUCAGGAACACAUCCCGGAAUACCAUUCCAACCACUUCAAGAGAUUUUUGUAUACCUCAGCCAAUACACCGCCAUUUGUCAACAGCGAUUUCAGACCUGUGGUGUAA